AUGAACGGCAGUUGGGGUUCCAGACUGACCUCGUCUGGCAACUCUCUUAAGAAGAAGCCUGUUUCCGGCCUUGUGAAUACGGGAAACACAUGCUUUUUCAAUUCUGCUCUUCAGUUCCUUAACGCCAUUAGACCGAUUUCGUAUCCGAUUUGCCUCCAGGAGAGCAUUCCUCCAAAUUCUGAGACAGACGAGGACAUGUAUUUUUAUAACCAGGUAAUUGCGCAGUUUGAAGACGUUGUGCGUCGUAUGAGAAAAGAACGGUCGGUUUGCUUGGGAAUUAGCCCACAGAGUCUCUUUUCACUUAUGGAGACUAAGUAUGAUGGUAUUCGCCACGGCAUUCAGGGGGAUGCCCACGAGGUUCUGACCCUGGUGCUGGAUGCCGUGAUCAGGGGCACAAACAAGAACCACAAUAAGAAGUGCAACUAUUAUGACCCAGAUGGCAACGAGGAUCUCAAAGACGCGUAUGAAAAGUCUCGCUCUGCGAAGCUUGUUGGGCUUGAUUCGCCGUUCGAGCAGUGUAUAGAAACAACAGAGAUAUCUCGUACUGUGUGCACUCAUUGUGGAUACACCAGUAUUGGAUUUCAACACGGGAUUGGACUAUCUCUACCACUGCCGUCUGCUCCCGACUCAGGUCUAGUUUCCCCAGCUUCCGCUGAUAACAAAAUAGCAUAUGAUAGUUCCACUUCACUGACACACAUUGUGGUCUAUGUUCAGGAUAAAUGUAAAAGCAUUCAUGAAUUCCGAUUUUACAUCCCAACUAAGUGUCUUCACAUUGACUGUAUUCACCGCGAAUUGGAGGACAUAUAUCGCGAAAUGAUUUAUAACAGUCUUAUUUCUUUCUCUCGAAAGCAGAACCUUUUCGAUGAUUUCCUUAUAACUGCCUACAGCCACGAGUUCGAUCUUACUGACCUAGAUGUUAUUGUCCGAACAAUUUUAAGCUAUCACUACCGUAACGAUGAAGAGUACAUUAGAUCUGCGCACUCUCAGGUCGAGCUUUCUCUUUGCUCAGACUCAGGGGAGGAGGAGAACAGCUUACAAGAUAAUGUAGGCCGCGUUACUGAUGCCGCUGAUCCCACUGCCAAGGACGACAUGCACCUCUCUAGUUUAACCUAUGAACCAAUAACAUUUGGGAAUGAGGAAAUAGAGAAGGUGUCUAGGAGAGUAUCCGAGUUUUCCGGUGAGUUGGGGGCAGAUCAUCUAAUUAUCAUAACAAUGCUGCAUGCCUCCCCCUGCUCCUACGAUAAUCACAAGCAGCACAAGUACCUUACUAACAUCUCAUCAUUAUCACGCCCUACACCCCAACUUUUAAAGGUGGCCAUAUCUCUAUGCAUCGACCCUGUCAAUCUUGGUGACUCUGGUUCUUGUCAAUCCCGUAGUAGCUGUCCCGAUCCACAACAGACUGCUACGCCCUUAGAGUUCUGCACCAGUACCUUAGCGUUCUCCUACUUCAAUCCCUGUGAUGAUUCCCAGUUAACAAAGAGCCCUGCACUGACUGGUAUAAAUGACAUAGUCAAGGUUGGGCUCAGACUACUGCUGUUCCAGUACGACCUAUACCUCAGAAACACAUACACUGACCUCCCACGUUCUUUGCUUAGCACUUUACUUUCUUCUGAAAGCUAUACCAUCAAUCCAUACCUCGAGCCUGAGAACUCCAGUGAUCCUUUGGCGAAGAGCACAAUUAGAUACAUUCUAAAGAGUAGUAAGCUAGAGCUUAUAGACAGCAUAUUAAAUGAUACCAAAGGAGCUAGCAAUACCGUGUGUUUUCAAGAGCUAUUUAAGCCAGCCAUAGGCCUUUUCAUGCAGAAAUGCCACACACAGACUUAUAAGACGAAGCAGUUUUGGUCCUUAGAUGAUUGCUUUAAAGAGUAUGCGAAGUCAAGCAUUAUUGAAGGCUGGAGGUGCGGCAAAGAGAACCAUCAAAACCCGAGUGGAAAGAAUAGUAGCACGCUCUACAAGGCGCCUCCCUAUCUUAUCAUCCAUUUGAAGCGCUUCGAUCAAGUUUUUGAUAAUUGCGGGAGGUUCUAUCUCGUCAAGAAGGAGGAUAACGUGUGUUACCCUCAUGUCUUGGACAUCAGUCCAUACAUAGAAGAUCAAUCUGACACGGAUCCGAAAAAGUACAUGCUCACAGCCGUCAUUUGUCAUUAUGGAAGCACAAACUACGGUCAUUAUUUUGCUUAUAUUCUUUCUAAAGAGACCGGAGAGUGGUGGGAAGCCAAUGAUGAGCGUGUUAUCCCUGUGCCAAAAGUCAGAGUUAUCACCCCGUUGGCAUAUAUUCUCUUGUACCGUCGUAUCAGUGGGGAUCUGGACAACACUGAGCGUGAAGCACGCAAGAAGCAUCGUACCAGGACAGGAAAGGUUGAUAAGGAGCAGAGUCGCAGACAGGACAUGGCCGACAUUUACAACGAGUGCCAGACCUACAAUCCGCCUCAUAGUCCUCAGGGUUACGAGGACAACGAGUAG
Molecule: messenger RNA, 2460 nt
Organism: Giardia duodenalis
Lineage: Eukaryota; Fornicata; Diplomonadida; Hexamitidae
Product: Ubiquitin carboxyl-terminal hydrolase
Exons: 1
Coding region: 1-2460 (819 amino acids)
Biological process (GO): protein deubiquitination
Molecular function (GO): cysteine-type deubiquitinase activity
Source: RefSeq, a predicted model, not a curated record